AUGCCGCCCUCGGGGCUGGUGCUCCUGCUGCUGCUGGUGGGCGAGUCCGAGGCUCCUCCGGCCUCCUCCCCGGCGCCCUGGUGCCCCUUCCAGGCCUCGUCCUCCCCGGGUGGGCUCUGCUUCCGACUCCCGGCGCUGGGCUUCCAAUGCCAGCCGCGGAGCUGCACGGCGCACCGCUCCCCCGGCAGCGCGCUGAGGGCCAACGUGCUCCGCAACGGUAGUGUCCUCCUCCAGUGGGCCUGGCCCCCGCCCGGCUCACCUCCUUCAAGCCCACCUCGGGGAUUCCGCCUCUCCUGCUCGUGGGAAGGCCCCGAGGCGCGCUUCCCGUGCGACAGCGUCCGCCUGGGCGCCCACUGCCGCGACUACCUGCUCCCCGAGGCGCACGGGGGGCUCCGCUACCGCCUCUGCCUCCAGCCCCUCUUCGCGCCUGAGGGGGAGAAAGGCGGCGACGAGGCCUCGCCCCCGGAGUGCGUGGAGUUCGCCGCCGAGCCCGCGGGGCCCCGGGACAUCGUGGUCGCCAUGGCCGCCGUCGGGGGCGCCAUCUGCGUCAUGCUGGUCCUCAUCUGCCUCCUCGUGGCCUACCUCACCGAGAGCCUGCCCCCCGCCAGGCCCGCCGGAGGGACACAAGCCUGACCCCAGGAAAGGGCUCGUCCACCACGGCGGACUGACAGGAAAAGCUCUGCCAAGAUGGCGCCCUGAGGGAAUGGCUUUUACAAGACAGCGGCCUGAGGGAAUGGAGUUUACAAGAUAUGGCCUGAGGCAAUGGCGUUUACAAAAUGGCGGCCUGACAGGAAAAGCUCUUCCAAGAUGGCGCCCUGAGGGAAGAGCUUUUCCACAAGGACCUCCCAAAGGAUACGGCCUGAGGGAAUGGCUCUUCCAAGAUGGCACUCUGACAGGAAAAGCUCUUCCAUGAUGGCGGCCUGAAAGAAUGGCGCUUACAAGAUGGCUGCCUGAGGGAAUGGAGUUUACAAGAUGGCGCCCUGACAGGAAAAUGUCUUCCAUGAUGGCGCCCUGAGGGAAGAGCUCUUCCAUGAGGACCUCCCAAAGGAAACGGCCUGAGGGAAUGGCUCUUCCAAGAUGGUGGCCUGAAAGAAUGGCUCUUACAAGCUGGCGGCCUGUAGGAAUGGCUCUUACAAGAUGGCAACCUGAGGGAAGCUCUUCCCUGAUGGCACUCUUCCAUGAGGACCUCCCAAAGGAAACGGCCUGAGGGAAUGGCUCUUCCAAGAUGGUGGCCUGAAAGAAUGGCUCUUACAAGCUGGCGGCCUGAAGGAAUGGCUCUUACAAGAUGGCAACCUGAGGGAAGCUCUUCCCUGAUGGCGCUCUUCCAUGAGGACCUCCCAAAGGAAACGGCCUGAGGGAAUGGCUCUUCCAAGAUGGCAACCUGACAGGAAAAGCUCAUCCAAGAUGGUGGCCUGAGGGAAUGGCUCUUACAAGAUGACGCCCUGACAGGAAAACGUCUUCCAAGAUGGCGCCCUGAGGCAUGAGCUCUUCCAUGAGGACCUCCCAAAGGAAACGGCCUGAGGGAAUGGCUCUUCCAAGAUGGCGGCCUGAAGGAAUGGCUCUUCCAGGAUGGCAGCCUGAGGGAAUGGCAUUUACAAGAUGGCAACCUGACAGGAAAAGCUCUUCCAAGUUGGUGGCCCAAGGGAAUGGCAUUUACAAAAUGGUGACCUGACAGGAAAAUGUCUUCCAUGAUGGCGCCCUGAGGGAAUGGCUCUUCCAAGAUGGCGACCUGACAGGAAAAGCUCAUCCAAGAUGGCAGCAUGAGGGAAUGGCUCUUAUAAGAUGGCAACCUGACAGGAAAAGCUCUUCCAAGAUGGUGGCUCAAGGGUAUGGCUCUUCCAAGACAGUGGCCUGAAGGAAUCAUGCUUCCAAGAUGGCAUGCUGAGGGAAUGGCGUUUACAAGAUGCGGCCUGACAGGAAAAGCUCUUCCAAGACGGCGGCCUGAGGGAAUGGCUCUUACAAGACGGGGGCCUGAGGGAAUGAUGCUUCCAAGAUGGCAGCCUGAGGGAUUGGCGUUUACAAGAUGGUGACCUGACAGGAAAAGGUCUUCCAAGAUGGCGUCCUGAGGGAAGAGCUCUUCCAUGAGGACCUCCCAAAGGAAACGGCCUGAAGGAAUGGCUCUUCCAGGAUGGCAGCCUGAGGGAAUGGCAUUUACAAGAUGGCAACCUGACAGGAAAAGCUCUUCCAAGUUGGCGGCCCAAGGGAAUGGCAUUUACAAAAUGGUGACCUGACAGGAAAACGUCUUCCAUGAUGGCACCCUGAGGGAAUGGCUCUUCCCUCAGGGCUCUUCCAAGAUGGCGACCUGACAGGAAAAGCUCAUCCAAGAUGGCAGCAUGAGGGAAUGGCUCUUAUAAGAUGGCAACCUGACAGGAAAAGCUCUUCCAAGAUGGUGGCUCAAGGGUAUGGCUCUUCCAAGACAGCGGCCUGAAGGAAUCAUGCUUCCAAGAUGGCAUGCUGAGGGAAUGGCGUUUACAAGAUGCGGCCUGACAGGAAAAGCUCUUCCAAGACGGUGGCCUGAGAGAAUGGCUCUUCCAAGACAGCGGCCUGAAGGAACGAUGCUUCCAAGAUAGCAGCCUGAGGGAAUGGCGUUUACAAGAUGGCGCCCUGACAGGAAAGAGCUCUUCCAUGAGGACAUCCCGAAGGAAACGGCCUGAGGGAAUGGCUCUUACAAGAUGGCAACCUGACUGGAAAAGCUCUACCAAGAUGGUGGCCUGAGGGAAGAGCUCUUCCAUGAGGACUUCCCGAAGGAAACGGCUUGAGGGAAUGGCUCUUACAAGAUGGUAACCUGACAGGAAAAGCUCUUCCAAGAUGGUGCCCUGAGGGAAUGGUGUUUACAAGAUAGCAGCCGAAGGGAAUGGCGUUUACAAGACAGCGUUCUGAGGGAAUGGUGUUUACAAGAUGGCGGACUGAAGGAAUGACUCUUACAAGACGGUGGCCUGAGGGAAUGGCUCUUACAAGAUGGUGCCCAGAGGGAAGAGCUCUUCCAUGAGGACAUGGAAUGAGGCUGAAGGAAACAGCCUGAGGGAAUGUCUCUUCCAAGAUGGCGACCUGACAGGAAAAGCUCAUCCAAGAUGGCAGCCUGAAGGAAUGAUGCUUCCAAGAUGGCAACCUGACAGGAAAAGCUCUUCCAAGAUGGUGGCCCGAGGGUAUGGCUCUUCCAAGACGAUGGCCUGAAGGAAUGAUGCUUCCAAGAUGGCAGGCUGAGGGAAUGGCUCUUCCAUGAUGGCGCCCUGAAGGGAAAAGCUCUUCCAAGAUGGCAGCCUGAGGGAAUGGCGCUUACAAGAUGGCAGCCAGAGGGAAUGACUCUUAUUUAUUUAUUUAUUUAUUUAUUUACAGUAUUUAUAUUCCGCCCUUCUCACCCCGAAGGGGACUCGGGGCGGAUCACAUUGCACACAGAUAAGGCAAACAUUCAAUACGAUAACAUAGAACAGAGACAGAGCACGGGCUGGCCUCGAACUCAUGACCUCUUGGUCAGAAUGAUUUGUCGCAGCUGGCUGCUAACCAGCCUGUGCCACAGCCCAGCUAAGAUGGUGGCCUGAAGGAAUGACUCUUACAAGAUGGCCAGUUGACAUAUGGUAGACUCUUCUUGAGCCUGCACCUAUGGGGAUGGGUAGAUGUUAGAUAAAGGUAGUAGACUCUCAGUUAACCGGAACUUUCAAAUUCAGAUAAAUAAUUUUAAGUGGAAACGUUAGUUCAAGUUUGCCUUUAUUUAUCUCAAUUGGCUUUUAAUUCCUUGAGAGUUGCUCUUAAAAAUAGAACACUAAUAUACUGCAUAUAAUACCGCACCAUAAACACAAUAUUAAAAUGCUAAUCAAAAUCACAUUAAGACAAGCUUCACUUAAUGUGACACUGUUUUACCGUAUUAUAAAAACAGUGUUGUGAAUGCAGUAAUGUCAUUAAGUUUGAUUUAUUUUGCUUGCGGGUUAGUUUAUUUAUUUACUACAUUUAUAUCACGCUCUUCUCACCCCGAAGGGGACUCAGAGCGGCUUACAAAUCAAAUGGACAUACAAUAUAUUAUUAGCACAGUACAAUAUAAGCAUUAAAUUACUAUAUAGUACUAUAUCAUUAUAUGGUAGUAUUAUUAGUAAUAUUACAUCUUCUAUAUAUAUAAAAGAGUGAUGGUAUCACGGCGACCCAUAAAACAACAAAACUACAGGCCCUCCAACCUCGAAAUUUGACAACACAACCCAUCAUCCACGCCUCUAGGUUGAUACAACAACAAAAAAAGAAAAAUAAAGUCCUAAUUAGAGAGAGAGGAAUAAUUGCUUUUAUCCAAUUGCUGCCAGUUAGAAGGCUAAGCUCCUCCAACUUGGUCUCCUAGCAACCCAAUAAAAAAUAAUAAAAAACGCUAAAAAUUAAUACAAUAAAAUACUAUACUAUAAUAACAGAAAAUAACUAAAAAUAAUACAAGAAAAUAAUAAAAUAUAAUAAAUAAAAAUAUAACUUACAAUAAAAUUAAUAAAAAAUUGCAAAUAACGUCAAAUAAAAAUUACACAACUAUUUUUAACCAAUACCACUACCACUUUGCCACAGCAACGCGUGGCCGGGCACAGCUAGUUUAAUAUAUAAUUAAUAUUAUUACAUUGUAUUAUUGAUAUAAUAUUACAGUUGCUUGUGUUCUGGUUAACGGAGAGUCUACUAUACAUGGGCCUGCUUUGGAAAGAAAUAGGGACACUCAUCCAUGGAUGGGGAUAAAUCGGGAAAGUUUUUAAAAUGAGAAAUUGCAAAGGAAAUGGACAUGAUGGUGGGCUGUUUAGGAUCCACUUUUUCUUUCUUGUUUUCUGGCACUUUAACUCGAACCACUCUGUCCGCGAUUCUUCUCUCCAAAUGUGUUAUUUGUGCGUUGUAAACACACCUACGAAUAUCCAAGAUGGGAACGUACAUCCUUUCCUAUGAAAGUGACGUAAAGCCAGGGAAGAAUGAAUGUUUCUCUGAGAGUUUUCGAAUGCCUCUUCCAACUUGCUCUGCUUUGGGACAAGUUUAUUGAACUCCCGGUUGAGUCUUAUUUCAUCACUGUGUGCAUCAAUCAAUGGAUAACUUGCUUUUAGAAGCAAACACAUGCAAAGUGGCCCUACACACCCAAAUAAAUACACAGAACUAUGCAAAUGUGUUGUCGAAGGCUUUCAUGGCCGGAAUCAUUGAGUUGCUGUGAAUUUUCCGGGCUGUAUGGCCAUAUUCCAGAAGCCUUCUCUCCUGAUGUUUUAUCCACAUCUAUAGCAGGCAUUCUCAGGUUGUGAGGUCUGUUGGAAGCUGCCAUAGAUGUAGGCAAAAUGUCAGGAGAGAAUGCUUCUGGAGUGUGGCCAUAUAUCCCGGAAAACUUGCAGCAACCCAGGAGCAAUUUCAGUUCCCAGUCUGCACUCAUUGCCUUCUGUUUAGAGCUAAUAAAAUGGAUCAAACAGAACUUUCUUUGGUACGUUUUAUCUCUCUCUGUGGACUUCCAUAUACAGUAGAGUCUCACUUAUCCAAGACUUGCUUAUCCAAGGUUCUGGAUUAUCCAAGGCAUUUUUGUAGUCAAUGUUUUCAAUAUACAGUAUCAUGAUAUUUUGGUGCUAAAUUCGUAAAUACAGUAAUUACAACAUAACAUUACUGCGUAUUGAACUACUUUUCUGUCAAAUUUGUUGUAUAACAUGAUGUUUUGGUGCUUCAUUUGUAAAAUCAUAACCUAAUUUGAUGUUUAAUAGGCUUUUCCUUAAUCCCUCCUUAUUAUCCAAGAUAUUUGCUUAUCCAAGCUUCUGCCGGCCCGUUUAGCUUGGAUAAGUGAGACUCUACUGUAUAUAUUUUAACUUGUUUACACCUUGUUUUUUGGGCUUGGCCCCAUGUUAGCCGCCCCGAGUCCCUUUGGGGUGAUAGUGGCGGGAUACAAAAGUAAAGUAUUAUUAAUAAUUAAGUAUUAACAAAGCAGAUAGGCUGCGGCAAGGUGAAGUGGCCCUCUGUGAUGUUUCUGGGAAAGAGGAGUUGAAGUGGAUUGCCUGUGACGUCUGUGCGGGGAAGGGAGAAAGAAAGGAAAGAUGUAUAAGGGAAACGGAGGAAGGAAUGAAAGUUACAAAGAGCCUGUCCAAAGCAAAACAGUUUUGAAACUGCUUUAAAUAGCUACUAGCUGUGCCCGGCCACGCGUUGCUGUGGCAAAGUGGUGGUGGUAUUGGUUAAAAAUUGUUGUGUAAUUUUUAUUUGACAUUUGCAUUUUUUAUUAAUUUUAUUGUAAGUUAUAUUUUUAUUUAUUAUAUUUUAUUAUUUUCUUGUAUUAUUUUUAGUUAUUUUCUGUUAUUAUAAUAUUUUAUUGUAUUAAUUUUUAGUGUUUUUUAUUAUUUUUAUUGAGUUGCUAGGAGACCAAGUGGGCGGAGCUUAGCCUUCUAACUGGCAGCAAUUGGAUUAAAGCAAUUAUUCCUCUCUCUCUAAUGAGGACUUUAUUUUUCUUUUCUUUUUGUUGUAUCAACCUAGAGGCGUGGAUGAUGGGUUGUGUUGUCAAAUUUCAAGGUUGGGGGGCCUGUAGUUUUGUGGGUCGCCGUGAUGCCAUCACUCUUUUAUAUAUAUAGAUUGUAGAUGGGUCCGAAGCGUGUACUGCCAUGUGCAGAUGGGGCGUCUCUUCCUCCCGGCCUGUUCUUUCCUUCCACAAGGACAUUAAUAUCCCUAAAAGCAACCUUCCCCCAACUCCUGCCUCGCUCACAAAGUAAUUACAGCUCUUAAGAAAAUGCUGCCGGGGCAUUCUUCUUUAUCAGUCCCUGAAUUUGUUCUGGCAAACGGCACAGUGGCUGGAAAUAACUCAUUCCCACCCCCUCCCGAAGCCCAGCCCGCCCUGUGAUGUCUUUUCAUCUUCCUUCUCCCUCCCACACCUAUCUCUCAAUGCAGGAAAAGGAGCCAGGAUCAAUAGGAUUGACCUUGGGCUGAAACGUGGGCCCGGAUGAUCCAUUUAGGAUGCAGAGGUGUCUGAGCAUGCUAAGCAGGAUAAUGCGAUUGUGAGCCAGAUAACUCUGCAGUUGGGGCUGGAGCACAAAGGAGUGUCAAGUCGUGACAAUUAAAUAGAAUUUCACAUCCUCAAGGGAUUCAUAGAUGGAAAGCGGGGCAUCUGUGGCCAAGCAGCUUCCUCCUCAAUAGCUUUUGCCCACAUCAGAGAUUGUGAGAUCUGUUGGAAACUAGGCAAGUGAGGUUUAUAUAUCUGUGGAAUGUUCAGGGAGGGAGAAAUAACUCUUGUCUGUUGGAGGCAAGUGUGAAUAUUGCCAUUGGCCAGCUUGUUUAGCAUUUAAUAGCCUUGCAGCUUCAAAGCUUGGCUGCUUCCUUCCUGGGGAAGUCUUUCCUUGGUGGGUGUUAGCUAGCCCUGAUUAUUUUCUGUCUGGAAUUCCCUUGUUUUCCAAGCAUAGUUUUUUAUUUAAUGUCCUGAUUUUAGAGUUUUUUUUAAUACCGGUAGCCAGAUGGGAGCCUCCGGUGGCUCAGUGUGUUAAUUGUUUAUCAUUUUAUUGUUGUAUGUUUUCAGGCUUGGUCCCCAUGUAAGCUGCUCCAAGUCCCCAUUGGGGAGAUGGGGCGGGGUAUAAAAAUAAAGUUAUUAUUAUUAUUAUUA
Molecule: messenger RNA, 7552 nt
Organism: Anolis carolinensis (green anole)
Lineage: Eukaryota; Metazoa; Chordata; Lepidosauria; Squamata; Anolidae
Gene: fndc10
Product: fibronectin type III domain containing 10
Exons: 2
Coding region: 1-633 (210 amino acids)
Source: RefSeq, a predicted model, not a curated record